Molecule: messenger RNA, 2459 nt
Organism: Caretta caretta (loggerhead turtle)
Lineage: Eukaryota; Metazoa; Chordata; Testudines; Cheloniidae
Gene: SYNDIG1L
Product: synapse differentiation inducing 1 like
Cellular component (GO): intracellular membrane-bounded organelle; membrane
Source: RefSeq, a predicted model, not a curated record
GAGAGACAGUACCAGAGCUGGGCCUCCUUGACCCUUAGCACCGGCACAGAGCAACCCAGUUUGUCUUUUUCUUGAAAUUCUGCUGUGCAGCCCUACCUCUUUUCUUCCCAGGGUGUUUGCGGGAGCAGCAGUGCCAAGGGAAAGGCAGCAAAAAGAAAGAGAAUGAAAAAGGCAGCAUUUCUGAGUCCUUAGCUGAAUUAGCAAGACAAACCUUGUGGGAAGGAGCAGUAAUCGGGCAACGUGCAGCUCUCCUUCGGGAAUGUUUGCAGCUGAUCACACCGCAGCUGGAGUGCUAGAGUGAGUGAACGCUGGGCUCUCUUGACACAAAUGGGAAGUAGGGUUUUGCUGCAGCUAGAGGGCUGUGCUGAUGCACAUCUCCAAUGCUGUGUCUGGCUAUGCUGAUGCACAUUUCCAGUGCUGUCUCCGGCUGCGCUGAGGCGCGGUCCCCAGUGCUAUACCUGGUGCUGUCACUGACCACCUAAGGCUUCCAAGCAAAGCAGCUAAAGGAUCCACCCUGAAAGGAGGAGGCUGGAAUCAUUCCAGAUGAAGGGCUGUUCCUAGCCAGCAUCAUGCCUGGAUCAGGUUUACUUCAGCUACCUUCUCUCCAACUUAGUGGGUGAGACACUCUUCAUCACUCAGACUGGAGCAAUGGGCAGGAGAGGCUGAGACUGGGGGUGCAGAGGCCUCACCCUCUGGAGUGACUAUGAGUGUGCAGCUGUAGGGAGAGAGCAGCCACGUAAUUAUGGAGAGACAGCAUCCAUGGGUACCGAGGCGAUAUCCCAGCCUGACUGCAGUCUGAUGAUGGCCCCAAUUGCAUUAAACUCACUGAAGAACCCAAGGAAGUCCAGUCUGGUUUGGAGUUUACUGCAUGAUUUGCUGGUCUCUGUCUCUUCUGGAGUCGGGGUGGGGGACGACGACUGUAUGUCUUUGCCUGUGAUUCCCUGCAUCAUCCACACAUUCUCAGGAGCAUGGGUUACCCUCCCGUUAGCUCCUCCAGGCCAUUUUCAGCAUAAUGGAAAGUCUGAGUGAGCUUCAGAACCCACUGCUGGCCAAGAGCAGCAGGCAUCUUCACGGUAGCUACUCCUACCAUCAGCAUCACCCUAAUCACUGCUGCCAGGGGAAACUUUACAUCUUUCAAAACACUGGCAGUGCCAGGACUCACCAGCUGCUGGAUGCCAGUUCUCUGCAGCUGGCUGUUGAAGCAUUGUAUGGUCCCAACUUCAUCCUGGUGAAGGAUGAGACCAGUCUCAAGGCCAAGGACAACAAGGGGGAGAGCUGCGAGAUGACCUUCAUGGAAAACAAAGAGGCCCCCUCUGAGGCUGCAGAUGGGCGAGAAAAACAAGCGUCAUGCCAGAUGGAGAGUGACAUCAGAAUCCAAACAGUGUCCUAUGAGGUGGAGGAGGAAGAAUUCCAGGAGUAUGAGAGUGACUCCUCGAGUGACAGUGAGAGUGAAGAUCAUUUCCUGAUGCUCCCCCCACGAGACCACCUGGGCCUGGCCAUUUUUUCAAUGCUCUGCUGCUUCUGGCCCCUGGGGAUUGCUGCCUUCUACUUCUCCCAUAGGACCAGUAAGGCUGUCUCCAAGGGGGACUUCCAUAUGGCAAGUUCGGCCUCCCGGAGGGCCCUCUUCUUUGCUGCGCUCUCCAUCACCAUCGGCACAGGGGUCUACAUUGGUGUGAUUGUAGCACUGAUUGCUUAUCUAUCCAAAAGCGGCCACGUAUAGCAGAGACCUUGAUGCCAAAGCUCAGCACUCUACACCCAAAGGCCAGUGCUAGUGGAAUUCACGCUUUUGUGUGGCGCAUAGGACAGAACGCUAGAGAAUGAGAAAAUAUAUGUUCCAGGUUUGGAGACUAAAUGACAAGCAGUGAAGCCAAAACCCCAGGUGGAGGGUGGGAAGAGGUGUCUGUGCAGGGCUCUGUGCUGGACGGGACCCACCUUGGAAAUGCCAGUGCCCCUUAGCCCUGCUUACAGCCUAUUGCUUAUGUGUAUAGUGCCAACAACACGCUAGGUGCUUCACAGAUGGAUGUGGAGGCAAGGGCUUUUCCCCAAAGAGCUUACCGUAAAGAGACACUUUCUGCUUCAACCUGAGCUCCACUCUGGGCUUCAGAUGCCACAUCUUAAACCCUCCUCACCUUGGGCAGUCCUCCCCACACUUCCUUCCUUGCCUCCCCACGCCUCACCCUGAUGGGGCCUAGGCAGGCUCCCAACUCACAACCUCCCCUCCAUGGGUUUCUGUACACACUAUAGCAUGUUUUGUAAGAGACUCAGCAUGUUCCUUGAUCCAUGUAUUGUUCAUAUGUACAUUACAUUCUAAAGCAGCAUGUUAAUAUCUGAGAUUUCUAUUGUACUUGAGCCAUAAAAGAAGGAAACAUACAAGAGAAGAGACCUGUUCAGAAGCUUCUCUGAAGGUCCCAUUAUAUUUUAUAACAUGAAAGAGUUAAUAAAAGAGACAGAAACAGGAA